AUGGCCUGGCCUCUAUACAACGACAACACUUGGAUGCCUCAGAACCAGAGCCAAAGUGAAUUCUUCCCAACAACCCACAACAACCUAUCUCAAAACACGAUCUUCGCCACUUUAUUCGAGGAUGUUCCUCUACUUCCUGUGGACCAAUACUGGAACUAUACCAACUCGAGCUUCGUCUACCUAUAA
Molecule: messenger RNA, 186 nt
Organism: Penicillium argentinense
Lineage: Eukaryota; Fungi; Ascomycota; Eurotiomycetes; Eurotiales; Aspergillaceae
Exons: 2
Coding region: 1-186 (61 amino acids)
Source: RefSeq, a predicted model, not a curated record